Molecule: messenger RNA, 3597 nt
Organism: Hylaeus anthracinus
Lineage: Eukaryota; Metazoa; Arthropoda; Insecta; Hymenoptera; Colletidae
Gene: Dhx15
Product: putative pre-mRNA-splicing factor ATP-dependent RNA helicase PRP1
Exons: 9
Coding region: 114-2267 (717 amino acids)
Cellular component (GO): spliceosomal complex; intracellular anatomical structure
Molecular function (GO): RNA helicase activity; RNA binding; ATP binding
Source: RefSeq, a predicted model, not a curated record
CAUCACAAAUACACAGGAAGCUUUAGCCUGUUAGUAGUUUGCCAUUUUGUGACGCCUUCAGUGCAAGUUCGUAAACAGAUUUUGCUUUGCUUGCCUGCGGAGGGACAAGAAUAAUGUCGAAACGGAGGAUCGAGGUUGUGGAUCCGUAUGUUAAGCGGAGAGCUGUUGGCUCAACAUCUAACAGCACGACUACACCCUCGACAGCACCAAAUAAUCAAGUUCAACUUAAUCCUUACACUAGCCUGCCUUACACGCCACGAUACCAUGAAUUUUACAAAAAGAGAAUCACCUUACCUGUAUUCGAAUAUCGUGCUGACUUCAUGAGGUUAUUGGCUCAACAUCAAUGUAUCGUGCUUGUUGGAGAAACAGGGUCAGGUAAAACUACACAGAUACCACAAUGGUGUGUAGAAUAUUCAAGAUGUAUUGGCACCAAAGGUGUCGCUUGUACCCAGCCAAGAAGAGUAGCAGCUAUGUCUGUAGCACAGAGAGUUUCAGAAGAAAUGGAUGUUGCACUAGGUCAAGAAGUAGGAUACAGUAUCCGAUUUGAAGACUGCAGUUCUCCAAAAACUGUAUUAAAGUAUAUGACCGAUGGUAUGCUUCUUCGUGAAGGCAUGUCUGACCCUAUGCUUGAUGCAUAUCAAGUAAUAUUGCUAGAUGAAGCUCACGAAAGGACUUUAGCCACCGAUUUACUUAUGGGUGUGUUGAAAGAAGUGAUUAAACAGAGACCAGAUUUGAAACUUGUGAUUAUGAGUGCGACCUUGGAUGCUGGAAAAUUUCAACAGUAUUUUGAUAAUGCUCCUUUAAUGAAUGUACCUGGCAGAACGCAUCCUGUUGAGAUUUAUUAUACACCUGAACCUGAAAGAGAUUAUUUAGAAGCUGCUAUCAGAACAGUUAUUCAAAUACACAUGUGUGAAGACAUAGUGGGAGAUCUACUUUUAUUCUUAACUGGUCAAGAAGAGAUCGAAGAAGCUUGUAAGAGAAUCAAAAGAGAAAUGGACAAUUUAGGUCCAGAAGUAGGUGAACUUAAAUGCAUACCACUAUAUUCCACACUGCCCCCGAAUCUUCAACAAAGAAUCUUCGAACCAGCACCACCUACAAAGCCUAAUGGUGCUAUUGGUAGAAAAGUAGUAGUUUCAACCAACAUCGCGGAGACAUCGUUAACUAUCGAUGGUGUCGUAUUUGUAAUAGAUCCUGGAUUUGCAAAACAAAAGGUGUAUAAUCCCAGAAUUCGCGUAGAAUCUCUUCUUGUAUCACCCAUCAGCAAAGCUUCUGCCCAACAAAGAGCUGGUAGAGCUGGUCGUACAAGACCUGGUAAAUGUUUCAGAUUGUACACGGAAAAAGCAUAUAAAAAUGAAAUGCAAGAAAACACUUAUCCCGAAAUAUUGCGAUCAAACCUCGGAAGUGUUGUGUUACAACUGAAAAAACUUGGUAUCGAUGACUUGGUUCAUUUUGACUUUAUGGAUCCUCCAGCACCAGAAACUCUUAUGAGAGCACUGGAGUUGCUUAACUAUUUGGCCGCGUUAGACGAUGACGGGAAUUUAACAGAUUUGGGGGCUGUGAUGGCUGAAUUUCCGUUAGAUCCUCAAUUGGCGAAGAUGUUAAUCGCAUCUUGCAAUCACAACUGCAGUAACGAGAUACUUAGCAUUACUGCUAUGCUUUCAGUCCCGCAGUGUUUUGUGAGGCCAAAUGAAUCAAAGAAGGCCGCAGAUGACGCUAAAAUGCGAUUUGCACACAUCGAUGGAGAUCAUUUGACGCUACUGAACGUGUACCAUGCUUUCAAACAAAACUUCGAGGAUCCACAGUGGUGUUACGAUAACUUCGUUAAUUAUCGAUCUCUGAAGAGUGGCGACAAUGUCAGACAACAGCUAAGCAGAAUAAUGGACAGAUUUUGUUUGAAACGCACUUCGACGGACUUCACAUCAAAAGAUUAUUAUAUUAAUAUCAGAAAAGCGCUCGUGAACGGUUUCUUUAUGCAGGUUGCUCAUUUAGAGAGAACUGGUCAUUAUUUGACCAUUAAAGAUAAUCAAAUUGUACAGCUUCACCCGAGUAGUUGUUUGGAUCAUAAACCAGAAUGGGUAAUUUAUAACGAGUUCGUGCUUACGACCAAAAACUAUAUCAGAACAGUUACUGAUAUCAAACCUGAUUGGUUGCUAAAAAUAGCACCGCAAUAUUACGAUCUACAAAACUUUCCACAGUGCGAAGCUAAAAGACAAUUGGAAGUACUCCAAGCGAAGCUAGACUCGAAACAGUAUCAAGAAGGAUUCUAACCUCUAAAUAUUUUAGAUAUUUUCAAAAAUGGAGUCGAACGGUUGAUAACGCGUGGUCAGUUUGUUUUUUCCGGCGUUAUAUCUGACACACAGUUCUUUCAAACACAAAAUCAAAACAGUAAAUGUUUUGAGACACAACUGAAGGGGUAGUAAUCUACUCUGUACCUUCUCUUCGAUAUGUAAAAAAAAAAAGACAAAUUUUAAUGAACAUUCAUAAUUUCGUACAGGUUUUAAAGUCUUGUACAUUUUUUUUAGGCUCGUGUGCCGACAAAUUUCUUAAAAACAUUUGUAGACCUCGUCCUAUCCUAACACAAAAGAAACAAAAAUUGAUAUUUAAUCUGCUAGAGGCACGCGGAAGGUAUAGUUGAUUGAUAAAUGAUUUAUUUAUGUACAUUAAAGAAAAAAAAUUUAGUGAUUAAGUAAUUUUAUCAGUAGAAUUUGUUGAUUGACGUUUGCACACUUGGAAUAUAAUACUAUAUAAAGAUAGAUUAAUUUUUGUAUUAAAUGUUGAACAAGUAUGCUAGACCAGAUGCAUACAGUACUCGACCAUGGAUAACCGAAGUUGCGAUGACUUCACAGAACCUUCAAAACAAAUUGUAUCUAUUUGAUGUUUUUUCUUGAAAACAAAUACUACCGAUAUACGGGGUUACGUGUUUCACUUUUUCCAAGUACGUACAACUAAGAGCGUUAUAUUUAUUAUGAUUGUAAUGUGCAAACAACUAGUAUUUUCAUUUUCUUUAUCAUAUCAGCAUAGUUGCACCGUUAAUAAUUUUGCAUUAAUGAAAGAAGCAAAUAUAAAGAAAUGGUAAUAAUACCAUGACUUGUAAUAUGAAAGAUAUUUUGAAAAGACAACAUACGAUAGCUUCGAAGAAAAAUCAAUAUCUUGUUUAUAAAUAUUUAGCAUAAUAAAACAUUGCAAUCCACUUUUCUUGCAAAGUAACAAUUUGCAGCAUUACAAGUUAUCUUUACGAGAAUGUAACAGAAUGUUAUACAAGUAAAAGAUUGUUUUACGAUGUCUGAUCUAGAUCAUCGCAUGCGUUAAAAAAAUCACCAGUGUAUUUUCUAGCUUGUUUUAGAUUUAAAAUCGUGUAAGUAGUUCGUGAAGUCGUUAUCACACUACAAAAUUAAUUUUUUUCUUUUUUAAUGAAGGGUAUGGUCUCGCUGUUUACGGUGUUGUUUGUUUUAACACGUUGAGUGACAAUUUCAGUUUUUGUAAAUAAAAAUUGCGCAGGUAUUAAAAAAGCGUAUAGAAAUCAUAGAAUUUAUGAUCGCGAACAGAUUUCAUUGUAUUGUAUCACUUCAUUCCAAUAAAACAAUGAGAAUAUCAUGA